Dioscorea cayenensis subsp. rotundata (Guinea yam) is the source of this 1176-nucleotide messenger RNA. Its product is annotated as ribonuclease H2 subunit A. Lineage: Eukaryota; Viridiplantae; Streptophyta; Magnoliopsida; Dioscoreales; Dioscoreaceae. The record is from RefSeq and is a predicted model, not a curated record. Gene Ontology annotation, molecular function: RNA-DNA hybrid ribonuclease activity; RNA binding. Gene Ontology annotation, biological process: mismatch repair; DNA replication, removal of RNA primer. The transcript is spliced from 8 exons. Bases 115 to 1011 code for a protein of 298 amino acids. Gene Ontology annotation, cellular component: ribonuclease H2 complex.
UGGUACUCCUCGGAGCUGGUUAAUUGUUAUCAUGUACCACUUGUCUAGGGUUUUCGCGCGCGCGCUUCCCGACUGAGGAGAGCUGUGGCCAUUGGAGCCUUGGAUCCUUGGAGGAUGGGGUAUGCUCCACUGCCGAAAUGGGCGUCCGAGCCCUGCAUCAUGGGCAUUGAUGAAGCUGGGAGGGGUCCCGUUCUAGGUCCUAUGGUGUAUGGAUGCUUGUAUUGUCCUCUAUCUUACCAGAAGACACUUGCUUCCUUGGAUUUUGCAGAUUCAAAGACUCUUAAAGAGGAAAAGAGGGAGGAGUUAUUUGAAAAGCUUAAAGCUAAUGAUUCCAUUGGUUGGGAAGUUGAUAUUAUAGAUCCUAAGGACCUUUCUGCCAAAAUGCUGAAAAGGGUUAAAAUCAAUCUGAAUGAAAUAUCCCAUAAUUCAGCUAUGGGCCUUGUCAGUCGAGUUCUUGAUAUGGGUGUUUUAUUAACUGAGGUUUAUCUAGAUACAGUUGGAGACGCAGAGAAGUAUAGAAUUAAAUUGUCUGAGAGGUUUCCGAGUGUCAAAUUUGUGGUUUCAAAGAAGGCUGAUAGUAUUUAUCCUGUUGUUAGUGGAGCUAGUAUAGUUGCAAAGGUAACUAGAGACCGAACUUUGCGUAACUGGGUACUUGAUGAAACUGCUGAGAAUAUGCAUAGGAACUUUGGAUCUGGAUAUCCAGGAGAUCCAGUUACUAAAGCAUGGUUGGAUCAUCACAAGCAUCCAGUGUUUGGAUUCCCGUCAUUAGUCCGCUUCAGUUGGGGGACUUGCGCUUCAUACUCGAAGGAUAUGGUAGAAGUCAUAUGGGAGUCCGAUAAACUUGAUGAAGAUGGUUCGGGCAGCGGAAGUAGCAGUGGCAAACACCAACUGAAAUUGUCAAAAUUUGGCUUCUCUGGUUCGAAGAGGAAAAGCGAAGAUGUGGAAUCCACCGGUAAAGGUCGGUCGAAAUUCUUCCAGGCUCGGAAACUUGAGUUGCUCUCUGAAUUCUGACAACGAUUCUGAGUUCACAUAGUACUAGAACAUCUGUUUCUGUAUUGAGCUUGAUUCAAGUUCAGAAAGAUGUAAAACUUUUUGGACCUUCAUGCAAAAAAUAUUCAAUCUCAAUCACCCCAAUUUUAAAGCUUUUGUAAUUGUUAAUGAUCUCAAAUGAAAUGA